Messenger RNA from Perca flavescens (yellow perch), 2941 nucleotides. RefSeq names its product ESF1 nucleolar pre-rRNA processing protein (gene esf1). Lineage: Eukaryota; Metazoa; Chordata; Actinopteri; Perciformes; Percidae. The coding region runs from base 238 to 2694 and encodes 818 amino acids. The transcript has 14 exons. Gene Ontology annotation, molecular function: RNA binding. Gene Ontology annotation, biological process: rRNA processing. The record is from RefSeq and is a predicted model, not a curated record. Gene Ontology annotation, cellular component: nucleus.
CGCCCAUAAUAAUUGGACUUUGGGUUAGAUAUUUGGACAGUUUUCAGUGGUUAUGAGGAGCAAUAUCCGAGCGAAAUUUGGUAAUCCUUGGUCACUGUUUAGGUAGCUACAUCAAACGACGUUGAUUAAGCUUUUUUCCUCGCCAUGGGCGCCAAUGAAGAAGAAAACGUUAACGUGCGAUAACUUCUAUAAUUGUUGGAUUUCGGUUUAGUUUUUUUGACUUGUUCAUGCCAAGAUAUGGACAUGAGAAAUUUGGUGAUGAUUGGUCGUUGUUUAGGCAACGUCGUCGCCAUGUCGUCCAAUAAGAAGAAGCCGGAGGGCGACGAGCGGUUCCAGCGGGUGCAGAAGGACCCCCGGUUCUGGGAGAUGCCCGAGAGAGAUCGCAAAGUCACGAUCGACAAGCGCUUCCAGGCCAUGUUCCACGACAAGCUCUUCAAGGAGAGGUACACGGUGGACAAGAGGGGCCGUCCCAUCAACCAGACCUCCGCCGAGGACCUGAGGCGCUUCUACAAGCUCUCAGACGAGGAAGACGAGGACGAGGCGAAGAAGGCAGCAGAGGGCAAGACAAAGAAGAAAGUGAAGGGGAAGCUGGUGAAGGCCGAUGAAGAGGGGAAGAAAGGGAAAGCAGCGCUGAGCAAAGGCGGGAAAGGAGAGCAGCUUGAACGAGGCGUCCGAGUUGUUGUAGAGGGAGACGACGAGGACGACGAUGAGCAGCAAACUGCGGAGAGGGACAAUGUUGACCUGGGAGACAGUGGGGAGGACGAAGACGAUGAAGAUGAUGAUGAAGAGGAGAGCGGAUCCGGCGGGGAGCAGUCCGGUCUGGAUUCGGAGGAGGAGGACAGCGACAGCGACAGCGAGCCAGAUCUGGCCAGAGGGAAGGGAAACGUGGAGACGAGCUCGGACGAAGACGACGAAGACGAUGUGGACGCCAUCUUGAGGAAGGAGGAAGAGGAGAUCGAGCACGACUGGGGCGAGCUGGCCAAAGACGCACCGCGCAGCGACGAGGUCUCUACCCGACUGGCCGUCUGCAACAUGGACUGGGACCGGAUGAAAGCCAAGGACCUGCUGGCCCUGUUCAACUCCUUCGUACCUAAAGGAGGAGCUGUGCUGUCUGUCAAGAUCUACCCGUCAGAGUUUGGGAAGGAGAGGCUGAAGGCGGAGCAGACCAAGGGACCGCUGGAGCUGAGAGCUCUGCCCGACGACUCGGAGGACGACACCGAGGAGGAGAAAGGCUACAGAGAGAGGAUGCGCGACUACCAGUUCAAGCGGCUGAAGUACUUCUACGCCGUGGUGGAGUGCGACUCGGCCGACACUGCCGCCAAGAUCUACCAGGAGUGUGACGGCUUCGAGUACGAGAGCAGCUGCUCCGUCCUGGACCUCCGGUUUAUUCCGGAUGACGUCGAGUUUGAGGAGGAGCCAAAAGACGCGGCCACAGACGUGAACCUCUCCGACUACACGCCCAAACUGUUCACCUCGGCCGCCAACGCAACAUCAAAGGUGCAGCUGACGUGGGACGAGACGGACAACGAGCGCGUGACCGCCCUGAACAGGAACUUCAACAAGGACGAGCUGCUGGCCAUGGACUUCAACGCCUACCUGGCCUCCUCCAGCGAAGACGACGAAGAAGAAGAAGAGGAGGAGGGUGAGGAAGGAAGGUUAGAGUUUGGAGAGCCGGAGAGUGGAGACGAAGACCCAACAGCAGAGGCUAAACGGCCGGCUGAGUCCGUCGUCGUGGAGGCGGAGAAGAGACCCCAGGAGGAGGAAGAGAAGAGAAGUAAAAAGAAGAAAAGCGAGGAGCAGAUCUCAAAGUACAGAGAGCUGCUGAAAGGAAUCCGGAACAAAGAGACGAAGCUGCACGAGGAGAGAGACAUGGAGAUGGAGGUCACCUGGGUGCCCGGGCUGAAGGAGACGACUGAGCAGCUGGUGAAGAAGAAGCUGGAGGGCAAGGACAAGCUAACGCCCUGGGAGGACUUCUUACAGAAGAAGAAAGACCGGAAGAAGCAGAAGAAGUCGCAAAGAAAAGAGGGAGAGGAUGAGGAAGAUCUCAGCGAAGACGAGCUUCCUCCAGACGUGGAUCUCAGUGACCCCUUCUUCGCCGAGGAGCUCGCCGCCACAGACGUUCAGAAGAAAUCAAAGGGGAAGAAGAAGAAGAAGAAGAAGAAGAAGAAGGAGGAGGAGGAAGAGGAGCGGACAGCCGAGGAGGAAGAGGAGCUGGAGAAACAGAAGGCGGAGAUGGCUCUGCUGAUGGAGGACGACCCCGACGACUCCAGACACAAACACUUUAACUACGAGCAGAUCGUGGAGCAGCAGAACCUGAGCAAGCAGAAGAAGAAGAAGCUGCUGAAGAGAGGCGGCGAGCCGCUGGCGCCCGACGACUUCACGGUGGAUGUUGAAGACCCCCGUUUCCAGGCCAUGUUCACCUCCCACCUGUUCAGCCUGGACCCGUCCCACCCGAGCUACAAGAAGACCAGAGCCACGCAGAGCCUCCAGGCCGAGAAGCAGCGCCGACGACAGGCACACGAGCAGCGCCGCGCCGAGGAGGCCGCCGGGGCUGCUGGGAAGGAACGGCGGCAGGACGGCCCCGAGCCUCCCGCGGCGAAGGGGCCCCGGGACCCCGGUCUGUCUCUACUCAUCAGGUCCGUUAAAAGCAAAACGGAGCAGUUUCAGGCUCGCAAGAAGCAGAAGUUCUCCUAGGUGACGAGGACCUCGUCGGUCGGCGUCGUGGUUACUCCUCGCGGACCGGAGUGAUGUCACCAAGCGGCGGUACGGCGAGACGUUUAUCAACGCGGUUCGCCAACCGUUGACCCACGUUACCAGUUAAUGUUCACCUAUAGGGACGUAGAACCUCGGAGUCAGGAGGGGGUUUGGUGUCUGUCUGUGUGUGUGUGUGUGUGUCUGUGCCUGUUUUUCUGUCUGUCUGUGUGUGUGUGUCUGUGUCUAU